GCGCCCGGGGCUGGUCCCCGGAGCCCAGAGGGAGGGGCAGGCUUCCCGCCUCCAGGCGACAGCAGCCGCGGCCUGGUCCCUGCGUGGACACCUCGGCGCCCGCGCCGCUCUUCCUGUCGCCAGGAGUGGCGGCCCGGCCAGCGGGCAGCCGGGACGGACGGUCGCCAUUCCUGUGUCGCUGCGCCCGCGGGGGCCGCCCGAGCCGGCCACGAUGCCUCUGGGCCUGAAGCCCACCUGCAGCGUCUGCAAAACCACGUCGUCCUCCAUGUGGAAGAAGGGUCCCCAGGGGGAGAUCCUCUGCCACCACUGCACGGGCCGGGGCGCCGCGGCGGGCGGGGGCGGCGGAGCGGGAGCGGCAGGGGGAACCGCGAGCCACGGCGGCGCGGGCAGCUUCGGCGCCGCGACCUUCGCCAGCACGUCGGCCGCCCCGGCGCAGAGCAACGGGGGUGGCGGCGGCAAGCAGAGUAAGCAGGAAAUUCACAGGAGGUCUGCUCGGCUUAGAAACACGAAAUACAAAUCUGCUCCAGCCACUGAAAAGAAAGUUUCCACAAAAGGGAAAGGGAGAAGACAUAUUUUCAAACUAAAAAACCCCAUCAAAGCUCCCGAGUCUGUUUCUACCAUAAUCACCGCAGAGUCAAUCUUCUACAAGGGAGUCUACUACCAAAUUGGAGAUGUUGUUUCUGUGAUUGAUGAGCAAGAUGGAAAGCCUUAUUAUGCUCAGAUCAGAGGCUUUAUACAGGACCAGUAUUGUGAGAAGAGUGCAGCACUGACGUGGCUUAUCCCCACUCUGUCUAGUCCCAGGGACCAAUUUGAUCCUGCAUCCUACAUCAUAGGACCAGAGGAGGAUCUUCCAAGGAAGAUGGAAUACUUAGAAUUUGUUUGUCACGCACCCUCUGAAUAUUUCAAGUCUCGUUCAUCACCAUUUCCCACAGUUCCUACCAGACCAGAGAAGGGCUAUAUAUGGACUCACGUUGGGCCUACUCCUGCCAUAACUAUUAAGGAAACAGUUGCCAACCAUUUGUAACUGGAAAAGUAAAGCCAAAUACCCAGUUAUCUUAUUUUCUUACUAUUGAAAUAUGCCACGUUUCCUUAAUGAAAUUCGGAGAUAAAAAAUAACCUCAAUACUUUUCCCCUACUACCCACUAAUCAUUAGUCUGUUAAUUACUCUUAGAAAAAUUUUUUAAAAAUUUAAAAAUUACACUUAGAAAAAUUUAAAGUAUAGGGCCGGGUGCUAGUGCACCUGGUUGAGCGCACAUGUUACAAUGUACAAGGACCCAGGUUCUAGCACCCUCUCCCUCCAUCCCCACCUGCAGAGUGGUAAAUCAGUGCUGCAGGUGUCUUUUUCUCUCCCUUUCUGUCGCCCCCUACACUCUCAAUUUCUGUCUCUAAUAAAUAAAGAUAAUAAAAAAUAAUAAUUAAAUUUUAAAAAUUAAAAGCAUAUAUAUUUUUUUUCUUGCUUCUAGGGUUAUCACUGAGGCUCAGUCCCUGUACUGAUUCCAACUGCUCCUGGAGGCCAUUUUUUUCCAUUGUUGUUGGAUAGGACAGAGAGAAACUGAGGAAAGGAAGAGAGAAAGACACCUGCAGACCUGCUUCACUUCUUGUGAAGCAACCCCCCCUGCAGGUGGGGAGCCAGAGGCCUGAACCGGGAUUCUUGCGCCGGUCCUUGUGCUUUGCACUAUGUGCCCAUAAUCCACUGCACUACCACCUGGCCCUCAAGAAAUAAUUUUUUUUUUAGAAAUACAUUUUAAAUAACCAUUCCGUGUGUGCCAAGAAAAAGACUAAUUUACAGGGAAACCAAUAGAAACAGAAAAUAUCUAUUUUUCCUCCAUAAUUUAUUUCUAGAAACUCAGAAAAUGAACUGUAUUUUUCUAUAACAAGCAUUAAGGAUAGAAUUUCUGUCCAAAGGUUUAAUCAAAUGUAGCUACAAACCAAUAGUAUCUAUCGUUUGUACAGUUAUAGAGACAUUCUUUUCUCAUCUAGAAAAUGUCAUGACGGACUCUUGGCUGUUUAACAAUUGUAAAGGAGAUGUGAGAAUUACAUAUACUUUCUUCCUUUUCUACCUGGGCUUAACCAGUACUUUUCAGUGCCAGGAAGUUUUUGUCAAAACCUCUUUACUAAUAAUUAUUUUUAUGCUUUUGUAAUUGUUUGAGCAGUGUAACUAUUACCCUUUUUCUACACAGUUUUAAUCUGAGUGUUGGAAAGAAGUAACUGUAGGUAGUUCCAUGUAUAUAAUUAUCUCUCUGUUCACAAGAGAGUAAAACUAAUUGUAAAUACCACUGUAAGUAACUUAAUGCUAGUAUUCAAACUUUAGAAUUAAAAAAUUUUCACAAUGUAUUUGUAUUUUUCACAUUGUAUUUAUACUGGAUUUAUUUUAUUAAUUUAUGUGGGUUGAAAAGGGCUUUCUAUCCAUACAUGGUGUAAACUUAAAUCAUUGUAGUACCCUUGAUCUUAUGUGACAGAUCCAUCAAUAUGUAAUAAAUUUUAGAAAAAAUUUAAAAACCA
Erinaceus europaeus (western European hedgehog) is the source of this 2502-nucleotide messenger RNA. It is a transcript of the gene GATAD1, whose product is annotated as GATA zinc finger domain containing 1. Gene Ontology annotation, cellular component: nucleus. The coding region runs from base 212 to 1024 and encodes 270 amino acids. The transcript is spliced from 5 exons. Lineage: Eukaryota; Metazoa; Chordata; Mammalia; Eulipotyphla; Erinaceidae. The record is from RefSeq and is a predicted model, not a curated record. Gene Ontology annotation, molecular function: zinc ion binding; sequence-specific DNA binding. Gene Ontology annotation, biological process: chromatin organization; regulation of DNA-templated transcription.